AUGGCCGGCUCUGUGGAGUGCAGUGGGUUUGGAGCUUUCCUGUGUUUUCUAGGUGGCGUCACGGCGCUGUAUUUCCUCGUGAAGUGGUCUUGGAGGGCUUGGCAAGGCUUCAAGGUGUACGUGCUGUCCAAAAUCUGGCCAGAAGAUCUGAGAGGGUACGGACAGUGGGCAGUGGUCACAGGGUCAACAGCAGGGAUUGGACGAGCCUACGCUAUUGAACUCGCCAGACGAGGACUGGACAUUGUUCUGAUCAGUCGAACACAAGAGAAGCUUCACAGAGUUGCUGAAGAGAUUGAAUCACGUUAUCAACGGCAGACUCGAAUCAUUCAAGCGGACUUCACUGAGGGCCUCUGUAUUUAUCCAGCUAUAGCAGAAAAACUCAAAGGCCUGGAGAUUGGCAUUCUGGUGAAUAAUGUGGGAAUGACUUUUUCUGGAACCUUGGUGAAGUUCUUAGAUGUUCCUGACUCUGAAAAGAAAAUCACUGACGUGAUCAACUGUAACGUCCUGUCCGUCACACAGAUGAGCAGACUGAUUUUACCACAGAUGGUCGAAAGGAGUAAAGGGCUUGUCAUCAACAUUUCAUCAGAAGCUGGUAGUCAGCCUCAGCCCAUGCUUGCCCUGUACUCGGCUACGAAGGCAUUUGUGACGUAUUUCUCUCGCAGUCUUCAUGCAGAAUACGAGCCACAAGGAAUCACAGUUCAGUGCUUGACUCCGCUCAUCGUGUCCACGAAUAUGACGUACAACAUUGAGGUGAAUCUUCUGGUGAAAAGCGCAGCGUCAUUUGCAAGAGAUGCUCUCGACACUGUGGGUUACAGCUCCUUCACUAGUGGCUGUAUUACGCACGCCCUGCAGCAUGUCGCUCUGACGAUGAUCUUACCGGGUUGGCUCCGACUGUCUCCAUUUUGGGUGUGCUGUGUUGAGGAGAAGUUUGCACGAAGAAUGAGAAACAAAAUGGCACAGUUGCAGAAGAAACAGGAAUGAAGAAAACCCCCAAAUAAAACCGAGGCCCACACCAGGAGAGUCACACAUGACCACACAAAGACUGAUGUGACUAAUUGCACUUCUGGAUAUGUAUCUACACACCAAACCAAACUGUGCUUUAAUCAGGUUCGAUUAAAUGUUCAAACACUUACAGAUCUCCACUAAAGAUGAAAUGUAGUUGAUCAGCCAAGAUGUUUUUGGUAUCAAAGUUUUUCAGGACUUUUUUUUUUUAAUUGCGUAUGUACAGGUGACCAUGCAGGUGACAGCUGUUCUUAAAAAGUGGGAACCGGAUUCUAAUGUGUGGCUACAACUUUGUAAUGUCAGGGACUGAGAUAACCAAGCAUGGUCAUGGUUGAAUGACUGUUGUGCAAACAAAAUGGAGGUUUGCCUUCAUCAAUGAUUUAUGCUCUUCUGUAAACAAACUCUCUAGUGGGUGGUAAAAGAAUAUAUAUCCUACGGACUUGUGUUUUUCAUACGAGCUCCACCUGGGACCUGGAGAAUUGAAACCAUGACAAAUCUGUCACUUGUGAGGAAACCGAUUAAUUUUUUUUGGUAAAUUUGGGGACU
Molecule: messenger RNA, 1548 nt
Organism: Neoarius graeffei (lesser salmon catfish)
Lineage: Eukaryota; Metazoa; Chordata; Actinopteri; Siluriformes; Ariidae
Gene: hsd20b2
Product: hydroxysteroid (20-beta) dehydrogenase 2
Exons: 11
Coding region: 1-981 (326 amino acids)
Cellular component (GO): endoplasmic reticulum
Molecular function (GO): oxidoreductase activity
Source: RefSeq, a predicted model, not a curated record